Molecule: messenger RNA, 2151 nt
Organism: Clupea harengus (Atlantic herring)
Lineage: Eukaryota; Metazoa; Chordata; Actinopteri; Clupeiformes; Clupeidae
Gene: pkma
Product: pyruvate kinase M1/2a
Exons: 11
Coding region: 92-1879 (595 amino acids)
Biological process (GO): glycolytic process
Molecular function (GO): pyruvate kinase activity; magnesium ion binding; potassium ion binding
Source: RefSeq, a predicted model, not a curated record
UGGCGCACGCUGCAGAGGUUUAUCCGAUACGAAGGGAAGAGGAUUUGCCGCUGAGCCGUGGUGCCUGCACAGGACACCAGCUGUGGGUCAGAUGCUGGGAGGAGUCUCCGCACGGUCAUUUGCGAGCGCCAACGCUCGCUGCGCAUUCGGCCGGGCGGGAGCGGAGACAGAGGGCACCCUGGGAUUCCUCUGGAGGACUGUGACGGCCUCCAGGGGCCUGACGGUGCCCUGGAAGCACAGAAGGCUCUACAGAUCUACCCCAGUCGACUCUCCUCCCAGAAUGCCCAACACUAAGGCCCAAGACAUGGGCUCCGCCUUCAUCCAGACGCAGCAGCUCAACGCCGCCAUGGCCGACACCUUCCUGGAGCACAUGUGCCUGCUGGACAUCGACUCCGAGCCCACCACCGCCCGCAACACUGGCAUCAUCUGCACCAUCGGGCCUGCCUCUCGCUCCGUGGACAUGCUGAAAGAGAUGAUCAAGGCUGGCAUGAACAUCGCCCGCAUGAACUUCUCCCAUGGCUCCCAUGAGUACCAUGGCGACACCAUGAGGAAUGUCCGUGAGGCGGCUGCGAGCUUUGGGCCCGGCAGCAUCAAGUACCGGCCCGUGGCCAUCGCCCUGGAUACCAAAGGCCCAGAGAUCAGGACUGGACUCAUCAAAGGAAGCGGCGAGGCCGAGGUGGAGCUGAAGAAGGGCAACAUGCUGAAGGUGACCAUGGACGACGCCUUCAAGGAGAGCUGCGACGAGGAGACCCUGUGGCUGGACUACAAGAACAUCACCAACGUGGUGGAGGUGGGCAGCAAGGUCUACAUCGACGACGGCCUCAUCUCCCUGCAGGUGCAGGAGAUCGGCUCUGACUACCUGAUGUGUGAGAUUGAGAACGGUGGUACCCUGGGCAGUAAGAAGGGCGUGAACCUGCCUGGCGCUGCCGUGGACCUGCCGGCCGUGUCCGAGAAGGACAUCCAGGACCUGACGUUCGGCGUGGAGAUGGGCGUGGACAUGGUCUUCGCCUCCUUCAUCCGCAAGGCGGCCGACGUGCACGCCGUCAGGGCGGUCCUGGGCGAGAAGGGCAAGAACAUCAAGAUCAUCAGCAAACUGGAGAACCACGAGGGAGUCCGCAGGUUUGACGAGAUCAUGGAGGCCAGUGAUGGCAUCAUGGUUGCCCGUGGCGAUCUGGGAAUUGAGAUUCCCACAGAGAAGGUCUUCGUAGCUCAGAAGAUGAUGAUUGGCCGCUGCAACAAAGCAGGCAAGCCAAUCACCUGCGCCACACAGAUGCUGGAGAGCAUGAUCAAGAAGCCUCGCCCGACCCGCGCCGAGGGCAGCGACGUGGCCAACGCCGUGCUGGACGGAGCCGACUGCAUCAUGCUGAGCGGCGAGACGGCCAAGGGAGAUUACCCCCUGGAGGCCGUGCAGACGCAGCACAAGAUCGCCCGCGAGGCAGAGGCGGCGACGUUCCACCGCCUGGUCUUUGAGAACCUGCGGCGCUGCUCACCGCACUCCAGCGACCCGGCGGAGGCCAUCGCCAUAGGUGCCGUGGAGGCCUCCUUUAAGAUCCUGGCCUCCGCCAUCAUAGUGCUCACCGGCUCCGGAAGGUCUGCCCACCUGUUGUCCAGGUACCGCCCACGCGCCCCCAUCAUGGCCGUGACUCGUAACGAGCAGACCGCCCGCCAGUGCCACCUGUACCGCGGCAUCUUCCCCGUCUUCUACAACCAGCCCGCCCACGACGUCUGGGCAGAGGACGUUGACAUGCGCGUCAACUUCGCCAUGGAGAUGGGCAAGGCCCGAGGCUUCUUCAAGACCAACGACGCCGUCAUCAUCCUCACUGGCUGGCGCCCUGGCUCCGGUUACACCAACACCAUGCGUGUGGUCCUGGUGCCCUAAACUACCCCCUCAGCCCUGCAGGGGACUGCCCCACCAUACUCUCCCUCUUACCCCCUCCACCCCUCACCCCCACCCCACCCCACCACCUGAAUCACACCUUAACACCAGUUAGUGGUCCUUCCACCGCUGUGGCUAACAUAGGAACGAACACGCUACCGUUUAGAUGAGUAGGAAACCAAGGCAAAACAGGAACCUGUCCCGCUUACUGCUCUCAAGGGCCAGUGACGCGAUGACCGCUUGACUCUAAAUUGUAGAAAAUACAAAACAAGUCA